AUGAGCAGUGAACUUGCGGAUUUUGACGGGGAUGAUGUAAAGCACACGGUGGUGUUAUCUCACGCGAUGGGGGUGGGGAUGGGCACCCACAGCGCCGUCGCCCUCGGCGGCUUUCAGGACUUUUGCUUGAAAACCGAACUCGCGAACGCGAUUCGCGAAAACGGCUUCGAGCACCCCUCCGAGGUCCAACAUCAGGCCCUCCCGCAGGCGAUGUUGGGGGCCGACAUCCUCGCGCAGGCCAAGUCGGGGAUGGGGAAGACCGCCGUCUUUGUGUUUGCGCUUUUGGAGCAAAUCGAGAAGGUCGCGGAGGGGCAAAAGUCGGGAUGCCAGGCGAUCGUCCUCGUCCACGCCCGGGAGUUGGCCUAUCAGAUUGAGCAGGAGUUCAAGCGCUUUAAUAAAUAUCUGCCCUACGCCACGACGGCUGUUUUUUUCGGCGGCGUUCUGGAGGAUGAGAACAUCAAACAAUUAAAGCGCGCGGUUCCGGCGAUCGCGGUGGGGACGCCGGGGCGGAUGAAGGCCCUGAUUCAGCGCAAGGCGUUGGAGGUUUCCCGAGUGAAGUGGUUUGUCGUGGAUGAGUUCGACCGCUGCCUGGAUGAUAUCAAAAUGCGGCGCGACGUGCAGGAGAUUUUCAUCAGUCUCCCGCGGGAAAAGCAGGUGAUGAUGUUUUCCGCCACCAUGACGGACGAGAUGCGCACCGUGGCGAAGAAAUUCAUGAACAACCCGACCGAGAUCUACGUGGAUCAGCGCGCCAAACUCACCUUACACGGCUUAUCCCAGUACUUUAUGAACCUGAACGAGGCGCAGAAGCUCCGCGCGCUUUGCGAUAUCCUCGACGCCGUCGAGUUCAAUCAGGCGAUCAUUUUCACCUCCUCGGUCGAGCGCUGUGAGGCGCUGAAUCGCCAAUUGCAGGUGCUCAAGUUCCCAUCCCAGGCGGUGCAUUCCCGCAUGGAUCAAAAAGACCGCCUGAGGGUCUACGAGGGCUGCAAAACAAACCACACGCGGGUGAUCGUCAGCACCGAUCUUUUCGGCCGCGGCGUCGAUAUCGACCGGAUUAACCUCGUCGUCCAAUUCGAUAUGGCCUCGGAUGCGGACAGCUACCUCCAUCGCGUCGGCCGCGCCGGGCGAUUCGGUACGAAAGGCCUCACCAUCGCCUUUAUCACCUCGGAGGAGAAGGAGAUUAAACGCGAAAGCCGUAAAUACACGGAUGCCGGCAUCAUGAAGGAAGUUCAGGACCGCUUUGAAAUGCAAGUCAAGGAGCUGACGGAUAUUAAAGCGCAGCUCAACGAGACCCAGUACAUGAACCAGUAG
This is a messenger RNA of Phytomonas sp. Hart1, 1308 nucleotides long. Lineage: Eukaryota; Euglenozoa; Kinetoplastea; Trypanosomatida; Trypanosomatidae. The record is from the annotation of a GenBank genome assembly.